This is a messenger RNA of Cajanus cajan (pigeon pea), 2746 nucleotides long. RefSeq names its product equilibrative nucleotide transporter 3. Gene Ontology annotation, biological process: nucleoside transmembrane transport. NCBI's taxonomy places the organism in Eukaryota, Viridiplantae, Streptophyta, Magnoliopsida, Fabales, Fabaceae. Gene Ontology annotation, molecular function: nucleoside transmembrane transporter activity. The record is from RefSeq and is a predicted model, not a curated record. Gene Ontology annotation, cellular component: plasma membrane.
AAAAUGUAUAUAUAGAAUGCUAUAUGGCUAAAUCAUAAAUUGGUAGGGGUGGCUGUUUGAAUUCCGAAUCUGUUUUUUGUGCCUGCUCAAGAGACGUCUGGUUUUGUAAUUCGUUGAAAUAGUCAUGACUACUUCUGAUGAAAAGGAAGGGCCAGGAAGGUUGGAGGGAAAAUUUCAAGGUACCGUAGUGUGUUUUAUUCUUGGAUUAGGAUCCCUUGUGGCAUGGAACAGUAUGUUGACUGUAGGAGAUUAUUACUACAAUCUCUUCCCUAAAUACCAUCCUUCGCGUGUACUCACCAUCAUUUAUCAACCAUUUGCCCUUGGAACUAUGGCAAUACUCACUUAUAAUGAGUCCAAGAUCAACACUAGAAAGCGGAAUUUAAUUGGCUACUCUCUUUUCUCCAUUUCUACUUUGCUAGUUCUUGUCUUAGAUCUAGCAACUUCUGGGAAAGGGGGAAUUGGACCUUACACGGGUUUAUGCGCACUUUCUGCUUGUUUUGGAGUCGCAGACGCUCUUGUCCAAGGUGGCAUGGUUGGAGACUUGUCUUUAAUGUGUCCUGAGUUCAUCCAGUCCUUCUUUGGUGGUUUGGCUGCCUCAGGAGCCCUAGCUUCUGGUUUGAGACUUCUCACCAAAUGGGGUUUUGAGAAAUCUCAUAAUGGUCUUCGAAAAGGGACUAUGCUAUUCUUUGCAAUCGCUACACUUUUUGAGUUUCUGUGCGUAAUUCUCUACGCAAUGUACUUCCCUAAGUUAUCCAUAGUCAAGUACUACCGUUCAAAGGCAGCUUUAGAAGGAUCGAAAACUGUAUCAGCUGAUCUUGCUGCUGCCGGCAUCCAUAAUGAGAUCAACCUGCAAGUUGGAUUUGAUGCUAAACAACAAGAACGGCUGAGCAAUAAACAGUUGCUUCUUCAGAACAUUGAUUAUGCCACUGAUUUGUUUCUGAUAUAUGUGCUAACAUUGUCAAUUUUCCCUGGAUUCUUGUAUGAAAAUACUGGAUCACACAAGCUAGGAACAUGGUACCCGCUUGUUUUGAUUGCAAUGUACAACGUAUUAGAUCUAAUAUCCAGAUAUACUCCCCUCAUCAAAUGUCUGAAGUUAGAAUCCAGAAAGGGCUUACUCAUUGCAGUACUUUUAAGAUUUCUGUUGAUCCCAGCAUUCUACUUCACUGCAAAAUAUGGUGACCAAGGAUGGAUGAUCCUGCUUGUAUCUUUCUUGGGACUAACCAAUGGUCAUCUCACAGUUUGCGUAAUUACCAAGGCACCCAAAGGUUACAAGGGACCUGAACAGAAUGCAUUGGGUAAUUUGCUCGUGCUGUUUCUUUUGCUCGGAAUAUUUUCUGGGGUUUGUCUUGAUUGGUUGUGGCUCAUAGGAAAAUCAGAAGCAUUCUAAAAUGAAACAGUAUCUAAAAUCUAAAAUACUCUUCUUUGAGCCAUGUUUUAGAUUGGGGAGAAAAUCAUUGAAUAUAAAAAAAAAUGAGAUUGGGGAGAAAAUCAUUGAAUAUAAAAAAAAUGAGUAUAAGUAUAAGUAUUUUUUUUAAAGUAUUUUAUAUUUAUAAAAAAAUUGUCUCAUAAUUUAUUGUAAUAAUAAGUUAUGCUUGAAAAAUGAUAGCGACACUUUCUCUAAUAAAAUUCAUGUUUUACAAAAAGUCAUUACUUUAAAUAAUUUUUAGUGAAUAAUAAAGAUAAUUUUAGAAAAAGAGUUGCUAACAUUUCUUAUUCUAUUCGCUCAAUUCAACUUCUUUUUAUUUGUGUUAUGUGAUUUUUUUUUCUUAAAUCAAACACAACAAUAUAUUUGUGUCAUCUAGGAUCAUAAUUUUUAAUAAAGAAAACAAAUUUUGUGAAUUGAUAUAAGUGUCUUAAUAUAUCGAAUCAUUUUUAUUAGGUUUGAGCAAAAAUCUAAAUCCUAACCAACAUCUGACCUAUAUGAACAUAUAAAAGGAUAGUCGUUGGGUUAGUUUGAGUAACUCUUUGGAUUAAAAAAAUUGGUCUAUAAUGGAUAAAAUCAACGAAUUCAGUUCAACAAAAUGUUCUUUUUGUGUGGAAAUUCAACCCAAUCGAACUUCUAUAUUCUCUUAUGAUAUAUUGUGUUUUUAGGUAAGUGAAAGUGUGCACUUUUUAAAAAUUAAUAAAAUAAAAAUUAAAAGAUUGAGAAAGUGUAUAUGAGUGUAUACUAGUGCUCAUUGAACAUGUGACUAUAAUAGGUUGUGUCACUUCAUCAAGUUUUUACUCUUUUUUUUUUUGCCACUUUCAUUAUUUUUCUAUCACACUCCAUCUUUUUGCCCAUGGUCAAAUAAAUUCUUACCAAAAAACUUACAUUAGAAUUCAAAUCUAAUAGAAAGAAACAACAAAAAAUGGAAAAGGAGUAAGCUAAAGACUUUAUUGUAUUCAUCCUUAAUGCCAAUUGUGAGGCUUGCCAUUUUUGCAACAAGCUUGCUACCAUCGUGUAUUGUGAAGGUCUCUAUCUACAACAAGCUCAAAUCUUUAGACUACAAUCCCAAAAUGGAGGUGCAAGAUAAAUAAUUUUCUUACACAAAGUCAUGAGAAUUUUACUUGUUGAGAAAAAGUACUCAUCUAAAGUCUUCGAUUAGUGGUCAUUAGUGUUUAAAUUGGUUGUUGUACAUAUGAAAGGGACUUUGAUGUCAAAGUAAAUAAGUAUUCUUUUGUAGUGUAUAGUGUAAUCUCAAGAUUAAAUGUACCUUUUGAAGAUGAAAUGCAAGUAUAUAUACAAUAGAGAAGAGGUUACUGUUAA